Molecule: messenger RNA, 1776 nt
Organism: Malus domestica (apple)
Lineage: Eukaryota; Viridiplantae; Streptophyta; Magnoliopsida; Rosales; Rosaceae
Product: palmitoyl-acyl carrier protein thioesterase, chloroplastic-like
Biological process (GO): fatty acid biosynthetic process
Molecular function (GO): acyl carrier activity; fatty acyl-[ACP] hydrolase activity
Source: RefSeq, a predicted model, not a curated record
GCAAUUCUUUGAGAUAUACAACUCCUUCCUCUUUUGUCCUCUCAAAUUUCCUAACUUUUUCCGUCCAGAAACAACUAUUUAACCAUCUCCUUCCCCAUUUCCAAAUUUCAACCUUUCUUCUAACUAAAACAAAAAAACAAAAAAAAAACAAAAAAAAAAAAAAAUACCCCCCAGAAAAAAGGUUUUAUGCCAUGGCCACCAUCUCUUAUCUUACCUACUUCCCUGUGAGGUGUUCUUCCAGCAGAGAUAGCCACGACUCCAAUAAGCAAAAGCUGAGCAGCAUCAAGAUCAAUGGAACUUCCACGAAAACCGCAACCAAAGUUGAUAUGGCAGCUGGUGUGGCAACCAGAAAUGACUUCGUGACUCAGCAGCAGGCUCGACAGAACAUUCCGACAACCAAGCAGUCCGUUGAUCAUUUCCGACAAGCGUUUAGCAUCGAAGGCGGCGUGGGGUACAGGCAGAGGGUUGUCAUUAGGUCCUAUGAGGUCGGCCCGGAUAAAACUGCCACACUUGAGAGCAUCCUCAAUCUGCUUCAGGAGACGGCAUUGAAUCAUGUUUGGAUGUCUGGACUCCUGAGUGAUGGAUUUGGAGCAACACAUGAAAUGAUGAAGAAUGAUCUUAUUUGGGUUGUUUCAAGAAUGCAAGUUCAAGUUGACCAGUAUCCAAUCUGGGGGGAGGUACUGGAAAUCGACACUUGGGUUCAAGCAUCAGGGAAGAAUGGUAUGAAGCGAGACUGGUUGAUCCGAAGCCAAGCUACGGGCCAUAUUUUUGCUCGUGCGACCAGCACCUGGGUGAUGAUGAACCAGAAAACUAGGCGCCUUUCGAAAAUGCCAGAGGGAGUGAGGGGUGAGAUUGCACCUUGGUUCAUAGAGAAGCAGGCAAUCCCAGGCGAUGUCCCUGAGAAAAUCGUAAAGUUGGACAACAACGCUAAGUAUGUCAACAACGAUUUGAAGCCCAAGAGAAGUGAUUUGGACAUGAACCAGCAUGUCAACAAUGUCAAGUACGUACGAUGGAUGCUUGAGACGAUUCCUGACAAUAUUUUGGAGUCUCACCAACUGACUGGAAUCACACUAGAAUACAGAAAGGAGUGUGGAAGUUCAGAUAUUGUUCAAUCGCUCUGCGAUCCAGACAAAGAUGGAAUGUUGAUAGAGGGACUAAAACAAGAGAAUCAUGACACAAGUCUACUGAAUGGAUUUUCUCUGGGAGCUGGGAUUCUUGAGAACAGCGUGUUUUUGGGCUCCUUUGAGAAGCAGCCAUUGAGAUAUACACAUCUCCUCCAAACAACUGGGAACCAUAAAGAUGAAGAGAUUGUUCGGGGACAGACUGUUUGGAAGAAAAAACCAGAGCCCUCCCCAUUUGCUUCUAUGUAGAAAAAUUGCAUUAAAAAGAAGCUUACAAGCUUGUCCUCUAAGAAAUGGGACGGCCUGAAUAGUAAAGGGCAUGUUGUGGAUUAGGUCUAAGCCCCAGGAUCCUUCAUUGUUUCGGAUCUUGCUAGCUUCAUCGAAGCUGACUAAAGAUCCUAAUAAACGAGCUAGACGUGUAAAUGGUGAGUCUCCGAAAAUAGGGUAACCAAAAACAAGAAGCAUCAUGGAUUCUAUAAUGUGUGAAAAUAAGUCUAAUGUGUGGUCAUGAAAGUAAGAAAGUGAACUUUAAGCCUAAGAGGGUAAAGGGUACAGGGAUUUUGAUUAAAAGAAGUCAUUUCAUUUGGGUCUGUAAUUUGUACAGCCGUUGUCGUAAUACUAUUUGUAAAGAAUAAUAGUAAAUUCAUCACUAAAA